UUAUUAGUCUUGUCUCUUCCUGGGUCCGGCGCAGCGUGCGUCAGCCGAACGCGCGUUAGCUCUUGAGCAAAGGGCAGCCUCGCCGCGGGUUGCACAACAGUGGCGCGUAUCUCUUCGCCAGAAAGCGAAGACUAGUUUGCCAGUUGUCAGACUGGCGAAACGUUUCGAGUGGAGUUCCGAAUACGCGCUGCGGAAACUAGCUCCGGUGUUCGUGCUGAUGAACUUGCGGGACGAACGUUCAGCUCGUCGUAGUUUCGCGGGUAAUUGAUCGUUUCCGUGCGUCGAUUGAUCAAUCGAUCGAUCGAUCGUGGUACCAAAAGUUGCAUCAGGUCGAGAGCACUUCGGAAUUGUGUCAGUGGUUACGUUUAAAUCGCAGAUAGAUCGGCGUGAUCCGGACAACGAUGACGUGUAUACUCGUCGAACUCAGUUAACUGGUUAACUCUUAGUAGAGCGAUGCCACAAUAUACGAGACGUUCGAAUUGACACAUUGACUUCGAUGGGAAACAGCACCGUUUUAUAUGCUGAAUUGGAGAACCUCGUAGGACAGGGAUCAGUCAAUUCUCAGAAUUUGACUUCACCGGCGGCUCCAGUUGUCACGGAUUCGGAGUUUACGCCUAUACCUUUACAUUCCGAGACCACUAAAGCUCCAGAAAAUCAGCCAGCGAGGCAGGGCUACUUUACCUCGAUACUUUCAUCUUUGCCGAACUUGUCUUUAUCGUCAAUUACUGGGGAGACCUCGAAUCAAGGGCAAGAGAACGUAGCCAGCUUACAGAAUAGGAAUCCUCAUUUGCCACCACCCGAUCGUCGCGAUUCUCUAAAGCACACGCCACCACCCCCGGUCUCUAAUUUCCAGGACUCGCGACGCACGAAUUUCGCGAAAUCCGGUGAGGUUUAUUCCGGAAAUAGUCCCAAUUUAUCAGCACCACCGCAACCAGCUGCUGCGCCGCCAACAAUACCUUCAUCGGGUGAUGGACCCAUUUCGUAUCGACUUGGCAAUCAGAGACGUCUUAAAUACGCACCGCCACCUGAAUUGACGUCAAACACAUCGAAACAAUAUUCUACACCACCGAUUCAGCCAGAGUUCACACCGCAGAAUGUCGUGUCAUUAAAUAUUUUCAACCCGAACGAAUCAGUUGCUCCAGCUCAAACUUAUCAGCCUGCUGUAACUCUUGCUUCUACAACGCCGUCGCUCGAACAUUCAACACCUGAACAAUUAUCCCAAGCUAAUUCUCGGCAAGAGUCCUUCAGGUCUAGUCCAGUCGCAUCCGGCGUCUCGCAUAGCUCAACCGGAACUCCGCGAAGUGCAACUCCGCAAAGUCCGAGCUCCGGCUACGAGAAUGUGCCUUUAACUGGAAGAACAGCGAUUCCGCAGUCAUUGUCGCGGCCAAUUCCUGUUCAAGUUCCAGAAACCGCAACUCCGCAGAACACGCCGGUAAACUUUUCUUUCCCUGGCUUCGACUUGUACGCCAAUCAACGAGACUUUUUAUCGUCGAUUAAUUCGGAAAAGGAGGCAAUCGUUGCAAGAAACGUAUCGAGUCAAGUAGAAGCACAAGCUUUGCAGAGCAAUGUAUCCGCAUCCGCCAUCGAAGUUAAACCAACUGUAACAUUUGCUCCGACCUCAGCGGUUCAGAUUUCAGAAAAAUUGGAACAUUUGCUCGCCGAACGAAAAGAAGACCCGUUAGACUCACCUGCUGACGUGCCGAUCAAAACCGACGAAAAUAUAUUAGACGGUCAAGCCGUUGAAACUUCUGACGAAGCGGCUUUGGGCGAUAUCAAGGAAAACAGUGAAUUGCUAAAAUUAGAUUCGUCAGCAGAUUCGUUUGUUGCACAGGAAAGUUCUGUACUUACAGCAGUACCUUCUAAAGCAGAGCAUACAGCGGCUGAAAAGAUUGAUGUGACCCAAAGUCAUGCUGUGUCGUCGAACGUAUCAUCCUUCCAACAUUUUCAAACGCAGCCUUUUUCGCCAAGCUCUGGUUUCCUCGAGGAUCAGACGGUACAGCAGAAGUCUAAUUUAAACUAUAUUCCAGUUGAGAAUACAAGCUCAAGUGCUUUCGUUAAACAGCCGCAGCAAUCGAUUCAACCGGCAAGCUCGUUUUUCGAUUCAACGGGAAACGUCAGUCAUUUCUCGCUUUCUCAGUAUAAAGAACCUAGCACAGAUGUUGAUUUAACGGAAACUACCUCGGAGAACGAUUCACAGCAACCGCCUUUGAACGCGUACUUUAGCUCUCAGUACAAUAGUCCUUCAACAUUCUGGGACAAUUCGGUUUCUAAUACGGUGGUCGCUAACACAACAUGUGACACAGUGGCUCAAUCAGUUCCACCACCGCAACUUUACAAUCCUUUGGAAUUUCAAACCGAAUUGCAAAAACCACCACCAGCGAAACAUCAUCCGUACGUUUCUUCCUUCGUGCAACCACCGAAACCGCCAUUGAAUCAGGCUCAACAUUACUUUGAGGAUUUAUCUGGUUCGACGACAACGUACGCUACAGCGGUUGGAAAUAAUAAUAUAUUCCUUCCGAGCCCUCCUGCGCUGACAAAUGUACCUGAACCGACAGGUUCGGCUACCCUGAGUCCAGUUCAAAUGUCAAUUAAUCCACUAGGUGGUCGCUCGACUACGGAUAGCGUAUUUGCUAAUUCUCAAAAUUUGACUGCUGGUCCCCCAGACAAACGCAUGCAGUACAGAACGGUGUAUCAUCAUUGGUUUUAUCGCAAAGAGGUGGAACACAAAGUGUUAUGGCUUCCGUUUUCUAUGCAAGAUAGCUUACGCUUAGAAGAGGUUCAUAAUUCCACUGAAAUUACCCCCGAGACUACCGUCGCUACUGACGGUGGUCGUUACGAUGUCGACAUUUUACGACGUCGGAGAUCUCCCGUUUAUUGGAGCGGAGUAUCGACGGAAGUGAGACGGUGCUCCUGGUUCUUCAAAGGGGUCGCUGAAUCAAAAUACAUCCCUUACGACGAGAGCGUCGCUGCGAAACUCGAGGAGGAGUAUAAACAGGCGUGUAUGACGAAUAAUUGGAAUCGAAGGGUCGAUUUGAACAAUGGGGAGUACGUUAUUUUCCAUGGUGCCACGGUUCAAGUUCAUUACACAUCGCCUGUCUCCCCGGAGGUGACGGCGUCUUGGAGUAAUAGCGCGGGUUCAGAGGACAGUGCAUAUUUACAGGGUGCAGCUAGUAGGCCACGAGUGGUAAAAAGGGGCCUCGACGAAUUUCACAUUGAUGAUGGCGAACCUGAGACGGUGGACCAUCUUCUGUUCCUCGUUCAUGGUAUAGGGAGUGUCUGCGAUUUGAAGUUCCGAAGUGUCGAAGAAGUCGUUGACGAAUUUCGAAGUAUAUCGCUGCAAUUGGUUCAGUCGCAUUAUCGGACCGCUAGCGAGCAAAGGAUCGUGAAUAGGAUAGAAGUUUUACCUAUUUCUUGGCACACGACGCUCCACUCUGAAGACACUGGAAUCGAUAAGAAGUUACAGGCCAUCACGUUGGAUAGUAUACCUAAAUUACGACACUUCACCAACGACACAUUGCUCGACAUACUUUUCUACACUAGUCCUGUCUAUUGCCAAACCAUAAUGCAAACAGUCGGGAGUGAGAUGAACAGGCUGUACACGCUUUUUAAAGAAAGGAAUCCAGACUUCGAAGGAGGAAUCUACUUAGGUGGUCAUUCGUUGGGCAGCUUGAUUUUAUUUGAUCUUUUGUGCCAUCAGAAACCAGCAUCCGAUAAGAAACCGAAUGCCGAUGACACUGAAACGACUGAAGAAAAAAAAGAAGAAGAGAACAAUGCUUUGCAAACAUCAUCCGGGCCAGCUUUAAAGCGACGUCUUAGUAAAAAGAUAAGUUAUGUGAUAGGUGCUGCUGGAACAGGUCAACCUUAUAUACAUUAUCCGCAAUUAAAUUUUCACCCACGUGCCUUUUUCGCUCUUGGUAGUCCGAUUGGUAUGUUCGUAACAGUUCGAGGUAUUGAUAUGCUCGGAGAAGACUUUGAGCUACCGACGUGCCCAGCUUUCUUCAAUAUAUUUCAUCCAUUUGAUCCUGUCGCCUAUAGAGUUGAGGCACUCAUUAAUCUAGAAGCUCACAAGUACCGGCCAAUGUUAAUACCGCAUCAUAAAGGACGAAAAAGAAUGCAUUUAGAAUUAAAGGAAACAAUGGCUCGAGUUGGAGCGGAUUUGAAACAGAGGUUGCUUGAUUCCGUAAGGAAUACAUGGAAUUCGGUCUACCAGCUGACCGUAUUUCAUAAACCGGAUAACGGUACCCUCGAGCAAGAAAUUAACAAAGUUGUCGAAGAAGAAUUACAAAAAACACCAACUGUGCCAGAACAACAAACCACCGACGACGGUGGCGCAGAUUUUAAAGUGGGUAAAUUAAAUGGUGGACGAAGAAUCGAUUACGUUCUUCAGGAAGCUCCAUUUGAAUACAUUAACGAGUACAUUUUUGCUUUGACAAGCCACGUCUGUUACUGGGAAUCUGAAGAUACUAUGUUGUUAAUGUUAAAAGAGAUAUACGGUUCCAUGGGUAUCCAGACAGAUGCUCAACUGCCUCAACAAACGCUUUCGAUAGAACGAACGACUCCUUCCCCAUCCUUGGUAUCGUCUCCAUCUACAUCUAGCAAAUGUGACAUAACGUCACCGAUACCUGGCACAGCAAUAGAUCCCACUGCACCAAUAUCGGACAAAUCCAUCGGUCCUCCUCCAAUGAGUGGAUUUGUUAGAAAAUCAUGAUUAAAGAAGAACUGUUUGAAUAUUAAAGAGUUUAGUGAAUUUGAAAUCCAAGGUGGUGGAAUAUAACUAAUUGCAGCUGAUCAGGUUGAUGCAGGCAUUGUACCUGACAUUAUACGAAUCACGGACUACAAAAAUAGUGAAAUCAAAGUUUUUCAUUCGUACGAAGGUUAUAAUAGAAUAUUUUUAGCAAAUCUACUACUAUAUAAAGGUUCCACAAUAAUGUUCGUAUGGAUUGUUCUUUUGCGCGCUUUAAGAAGAGAAUGGUUAACAUCGUCCCGAAAAUCGGUCUACGUGAGGUAUCUAAACACAAAUCGACUAACUGCAGUCAAAUUGUGUGAUAAAGAGUUAAGAAAUAAAACUAAUAGUCGUGGUUUACAUUUUUGGUAUGUGAAAAAUAUUUAUAAUACUUGCAGGAAGAAAAAACAAACACACGCAAACAAAUGACUCUUUGUAAUAUGAAAAAGAUGAUGAAAGUUAGUCAUAUUGUUUACUGUAAAUACAUAAUUUAUAAAUUGAUAUAAAUUAAAUGAGAUAUAUAUAAUUUUUUUCAAAGUACUCUUACAUUGUGAGAA
Messenger RNA from Nomia melanderi (Alkali bee), 5280 nucleotides. RefSeq lists its product as uncharacterized. Gene Ontology annotation, cellular component: cytoplasm; COPII-coated ER to Golgi transport vesicle. NCBI's taxonomy places the organism in Eukaryota, Metazoa, Arthropoda, Insecta, Hymenoptera, Halictidae. Gene Ontology annotation, molecular function: metal ion binding; glycerophospholipase activity. The record is from RefSeq and is a predicted model, not a curated record.